Messenger RNA from Cloeon dipterum, 861 nucleotides. RefSeq lists its product as uncharacterized. The coding region runs from base 1 to 861 and encodes 286 amino acids. Lineage: Eukaryota; Metazoa; Arthropoda; Insecta; Ephemeroptera; Baetidae. The record is from RefSeq and is a predicted model, not a curated record. The transcript has a single exon.
AUGGCCCAAGCUGGAUCCACGACUGCUUCGCAGCGUCGGUACAACGCCGAUUUCCUAUCCGUACCAUUCACGCCGCUCUCGCUCGACAUGUUCUUCGCCCUGCUGGAAUCAGCGUUUGACAUCGAAGGCAUCACCGAUGAGGCCGUGAAAUAUCACAUUCUCGCCAGAGAUGUUAUGCUACACGAAAUCGGAGACGCGGCGCGCGACCUCAUCACCAGUAAGCCGACUGAAAUGCCAUAUACGUCAUUGAAGAAUGUUCUGCUGCAGACUCUCAAGCCAAAAAGCUUCACAGCAAGCGUCGAGAAAAUGCAAGCCUUGCAGAUGGGGACUUUGCGUCCUUCUGAAUUUUUGAACCGCCUGAGAAAUUGUGCGAACGAUGAAUUGCGCACCAAUCCAAUCUUCAUCGAAGAGCUCACGAAAUGCUGGCGCAAUGCUCUGCCCGCUGGAUGGCACCCUGCCCUGAUUCUCGCUUCGGAUUUGACGAAAGCAGCAGAGGCAGCUGACGCCCUGUACGAUGCUUAUGGUGCUGCAAUGCCUUCUCAAGCAGCAAGUGCACCUGCAACUGUAUCUGUCGCUGCAGUGCAAAAGCCCAAAUCUCUCGAAGCUCGAGUAGCCUUAAUCGAGGAAAAUAUUGCCAAGCUUCUCAACCUCAUGGAAAAGGACGAGCGUGGACGCCAACCCGACCGCGGUCGAAGCAGGUCUCUGAACGCACGACUCGUGCAGACCGACCUUUGUUUCUACCACGACAGGUUUGCUAAGAAAGCGCGCCGCUGCGUCAACGGCUGCCGCCACUUCCAGCAAUUCAUGAAGAGCCGCGCUGAAAAUGACAAGUUGGAAAACGAAAAGGGCGCCCAGCAGUAG